AUGGGGAAAAAGUCAUCCAAGUCAACCCUCCCUCUCUCCCCAUGCGACGAUGAAAACAUGAUGAUGGUGGAGGUUUUGGCUAAACGCGUUCUUACCGUUAAAUUCAAGCCCCCAAAUCCCUGCAGUGCAGUGCAGCAUGGCCCUUAUAGCCUGGUGGUGGGUUGCGUGGCCAUGCUGUGCCUCACAUGUCUGCGGGUGAGGGAGACACAGUUGGCAAACAAGUCCCCCGCUGCUCAGCUCAGUGUCUUUACAAGUCGCCCCAAGCCCCUCUACUCAUCUGAGGAUUAUGUGUAUGAGACUGGAGAAAGGGUGGUGAUGGUGGUGAUGGUGGUGGGGGGGUGUUGCCAUGGCGAGGUGGACACAAAAAGGCGUGGCGUGGGAACAGGUCCAGGGGUCAGGAGUGAGGGUCAGAGGGUCAAGGGUCACAGCCAGCUGGACAGCACACAAGAGGAGGCCAGGAAGAAGAAGAAGAGGAACCCGCAUGAAGCCUUCAUGAACUUCAGACUCCUUGGGCUGCAUGGUGGGGCAGUAGCUAGCACCUUUACCCUCCACUUCCACCACGUGGUCCUCUGCUAUGCCUGUGUUCCCUUCCUCUUCCUCACCACUAGGGUCCUCCUAAACAUCACCAUGUUUUACAAUCAGUCAGGUAAACAUGUCUUUCAGCAGCAUUCUGGCUGUGAAUGGGAUGAUGAAACUGGAGAAACUAAAAGCUUUAAUCGGUACGCCUAUGAUGGUGAAGAUUUCCUCAAACUUGACUUGCUGAAACACGAAUGGACUGCUUUAACAGAAAAAGCUUAUGCCACCAAACUGACUUGGGAAAAUAAUAAAGUUAGUUUGAAACACUCUGAAUACUUCUACUCUAUCCAGUGUCCAGAUUGGCUUAAGAAAUAUGUGACAUUUGGAAGAGAAUAUCUACAGAGAGCAGUUCUUCCAUUAGUAUCUCUACUCCAGAGGUCUAACUCCUCUUUAGUCAGCUGCCAUGCUACUGGCUUUUUUCCUGACAUAGCCGACCUGUUCUGGAUGAAGGAUGGAGAAGAAUUUCAUGGAGAUGUAGAAAAAGGAGAGAUCCUCCCCAACAACGAUGAAACCUUCCAGAUGAGCAUUUAUCUGAACACUUCCUCAUUACCGCUGACAGAUUGGCAGAAAUUCAGCUGUGUGUUUCAGUUAUUUAGCAGUCAGAAAAACAUCACCGUCAGUCUGGACAAAACAAAGAUCAGGACUAAUGAUGCCACACAUGUAAUGUGUUCUGGUAACACAGGUCUGUUUAAUUUAGAUAAAAUUACUGCCUUAAUGAAUGAAGACUGUCAACAAAAAGUUAUUUGUUUUGUAAUUCACAAAUGUUUCUAUUUAGCUCUAAUUGAAGCAUGGUCCAAAAAAUAAUCAUAUCUUAAAAAUACAGGUAAAAAAAUCUCAGGUAAAUGACUCAAUGU
This is a messenger RNA of Oryzias latipes (Japanese medaka), 1430 nucleotides long. Lineage: Eukaryota; Metazoa; Chordata; Actinopteri; Beloniformes; Adrianichthyidae. The record is from RefSeq and is a predicted model, not a curated record.